Messenger RNA from Lymnaea stagnalis (great pond snail), 10440 nucleotides. The record is from the annotation of a GenBank genome assembly. NCBI's taxonomy places the organism in Eukaryota, Metazoa, Mollusca, Gastropoda, Lymnaeidae.
ACCAAAUUUCAUGAGAUCGUUUCCCGUGCUUUUUUAAAACUACCAUAACCGUUUAAUCUUUUGAAUAGCUUGUUUGUAAGCUUACAAUUAAGUAACACUCUUGACAGUUUUGUAUGUAAGUAUGCUAUUAUUAAAGCUGAGUACUUAUUUUAAAUUUAAGGAUGCAUAUUUUGCAUUCCGCAGAAGCACAAUGUGGCUCAGACUGUUUUGCAAUAGCCUCAUCAUUUGGUGAUUUACAGCCUGCAAAAAAAAUCAUGGUUAUCGGAAAUUUGUUUGAAAGAAAUUUCGUCGAAGGAAAUUUGAUCGACGGAAAUUUCAUCGAACGGAAAUUUGGUCGAAUCGUUUUUUCAGUUCAGUUUUGGCACAGAUAUCUUUUUGAACGCAUUAUUUUGGGCUAAUUUGGAGAGAUAGCACCAAUGUUCCCCCUAAGUUUUGCUGGUUCAAUGUUCAUGUCUGCAAUGAUUUAAUCCUCAUAAGCAUGUGAAUGUCUAAAUGCAAGUAUUCCAGCCUAUGCCUGUCUUUUAUUUUUAUUUUAUUCAUUAGGGAUUAGGCUGAAUCCACAUUCACAAUCGGCACUUGAUGCAAGAAAUGUAGCCAGCACAAAUAUCCAAAAUAAUGGCACCGUAUUGUUACUAAUUUAUUACAAAUCGAACCAUCAUGUCGAAAGUCUGCAUCAUCAACCCACAUUUAAUUUUUUUUUUUUUGCUAGCACAAAACUUAAGUAACGUUACUGAUCAUUAACUUUCGGCAGAAUGUCAUUGUAGUUUUCCAGUUUUCCACAUAUCUAGAAGCCAGUGAAGCAAGUUGUCUUGACUAAAUUUAAAAUAUGAAGUGUCGAUUAACGAUGAUAUCUCAAAGAUUCGCCAUUACUUCAACUCACUUUCAGGGAAACAAGAUUCCAUGAGCAAACAUAAACAUUCAAUGAAAUUAGGAUGGAACUCAUGCUUGUAUUCUUGUCAUUCGCAAGCAAUUCAGCAACCUCUUCAGACCAGUGCACAUAUUCACCAAGGUACUGGGCACGGAGCUUAGCGAACCUUGCUAUUACAAACUGAUAGGCUUUAAUGGCUUUUUCUUUGUAGCAACAUGCAUAAUUCAGCAAGUUCACCAACAUUUUCAUCAAAGAAGAUCAGUGCAGUUCGAAACUGCGGAUCCUUUAGUUUCUUCAAACAGUACUAAUCAUCUUAUGAACUGGAUAAUUAUACAGGUCCCCCCCCCCCUGAUCCUCACAGUAUUCAGUCAACACUUGUAUGUUUCUUAGCAAUGCUCGUAAAGCAAAGUGCAGUGAAAGUCAUCUGAUUUCAAUUAAUCAUAUUACAACACUUUAGCUAUUUCGGUAAACAGGGCUUUCCGUACUUUCCACCUACUGAACAAUGUGUACACUGUCCUAAGAAAUGUUUCAAUGUCUGCCAUUAAAUUAUGAAAAAGCCAAUGUUGUUCUAGUAGAUGUGGAAUACUUCAGCGAAUAAUUGCUGCAAAUCCAUUGUUCUUGUCUAGCAUAACCGAUGCACCAAUCAGAGGUAAACAUAACCAUUUUAUGCAAGUCCAGUGAAUUCUCUUGACAAAACUCUGUUUUUUCUGAUUCCACAAGUUUUUGUCACAUACCGACAGAGACAAAAUUCCAACAAAGACUUUCUUGUAAACAUUACCGGGAUAUGGCCGUAACUUUUCGUUUAAGAUCAACAUAUUUGUCAGCGACAUAUCAGUGCUCUCAUCUACUGUUAAUGUGUGGAACUUUGCAUUGCGAAAUUCACUAAUUAUAGCAUCCUUUACUCCAGAUUGAUAGACUGAACAAAGACAAAAGCGUAAUUCUUACUGCGCCAAAUAUCAGGGACUGGGGCAUACUUAGCCAAAAGGUUGUGUAUGUAUUGAACUGCAUUCAUAGACGUAUUCAUGUUAAUAGCCAAGAGGAUGUUUUCAAUCAAAAUUUUAACCUGUUCUUCUUUAGCACUUUUUCGUUGUGCUGCUUCUUGUCUCAUUCCUCGAUCAGCGACACUUUCUGCAAGUAUUCUCAGUACACCUCCUGACUGUCUAGAAUGAAGUCUCUGUACCGCAUCUGUUUUUUUUUUAAAGUUCGUUUAAGAUAACCCAACUUCCAAGCCUCCCACCUUUUCACUGUGGAGAAAUCACUGUCUGCAUUAUCUUUGAAGCCCAUUUCACAGUCAAAAUCAUCAUCAAUUUCACAAUAUUUAAAAAUAUCACCCAGCUUGACAGUCUGCUCUGACAAUGAAUCUGAUAGUGCUGCAUGCACAUAUUUAUUGAGCCAUUCCGUUUUUAAAUUUGAUCUACACUUUUUCUUAGCAAUCGAUAAUGCUGACAGUUCCCUAAACUGACAUUUAGACAUAACGGUUAAACAUUAUUAAACAUAAUUUAUGAUAAACUAGAAUUAUGCGAUUUAUUUAAUUUAUACACAUACAUGUGCAGUAUGCUCCACAAAAUUUACACAAAUUGCGGGGGUGACUCAGAUCGAGGCUAGCUUGAUCCGAUAUGUAUCAGUUUGUAAAUCAUUAUUUCUAUGUAAAAUGUAGAAGACAAAUAGACAAAAAUGUAGAACUGAAUCAAAUUAAAAACAUGGAUGUAUAUGUUAUAAAAUGAUAUAAUUCCGGCUGUGGGGUGCAGCGAAUCAGUUCAAAUUUAUUUUUAUAAAAAUCAGCUGUGCGGAUACUCAAAAUUCCAGCUCAGCAUCUGUGAGAUAGCUGCGCGGCCACGCAGCUUAAAGGGAUAGCACAAAAUAUCACUAUUCUAAGUUUUUUAUUGACAUUGUUGCUUAUUUAUCCUAAGCCUCUUAGUUCCUCUUUAAGCUGUAGUAUAUCUAUUGAUUUAACUUAUAUCAUUUUAAAAAAAUUCCUUACACUUUGCACCAGAUAUAUACAACCUGGUACUAAAACUUGUUAAAGUAAAAGUGAUAACAAUUUUUUGAAACAUAAUAACAAUAAGCUAACCUAUUGGAAAAAAUACUAAUCUCAAAAUAAAAGCCAAGUGGUUAAAUAUUAUUAAUAUAUUUCAUUUAUUUGUAUUUCUAUUCUUAAUUUUAUUAAUUUAUUAUUAAUCAGGUAGAAUAAAUGCUUAACUGUUUUUUUUAAAAAUGUGUUUUAGGCUAUCACCCCAGGAGCUUUCUGGUCUCUCAACCAAACAGUAUGACGGAUCGGGCCAAGCGCAAGUCAGAUGCGAAAAUACAUAUCAGGUCUCUUCUUCAGUCAGCACCUUUAGGAUUAACUUUGGCAGAGCUCAGGAGAGACUAUGUUGAUUACAUAGGCACACGUCUACCAAGCAGAGACUUAGGAUACAAUAAUGAUGAAGAAUUCCUAUAUGAUAUUCCAGACACAGUGCAAGUAAUGUUAAAUAUCUUUUUUUUUUUUUUUUGUAAUGAUGAUAUCAUGUAAAAGAUUAACUUGGUGUUUUUUCCAAGUAAUAAAAAUAUGUGACAAGAAGUCUUAAUGAUCAUAAGCAAAACAGUUUUUUGUUCUUUUUUUUUUUUCAGUUGUUUAAAACAAAAAAAUAUUUAUUGUGACAGACUUCUAAUGUAAAAAGUUAUUUCAUCUCAGUCUUAUUACAGGCCUGAGCCAUAUCUAUAUGAGCUUUGUUUUUUUUUAAAUCUUAUAAUUUUCUUCUCAGAUAUCACACAAUGGGGAUAUUAUGGUUCUGACUGCUGUUACAAAUGCUGCCACGGAAAAAAUACAUCGACUGGUUUCCAGACAGAAGGUUGACACAAAAAAAAAAUGGGGGGUGCUGGGAAGGCAAAGGUCAAAAUUUCAGGCACCGAGGGGCGUUGGCCAAAGAAGAAAGUGGGACACCUUUGGUGGCAACGGGAGAGCUGACUUUGUUGAUCUAAGCAGGCCACUAAUGUUUGACGUAAGACAAGCCAAACACAGGGUUCUUCCAUCGGUUCCGUCCUAUAUACGCAAAAAAAUAUUUGAACUUGUGAAGGAUGAACCAGGUGGUCUACCGCUGACACACUUUGGGAUUAUAUUUCGAAAGCAUUUUGGUGUUCCCUUUGAUCCAGUCGCAAUGGGAUUUUCAACAGACUAUGACCUACUCGCUAGUUUAGGCGAUAUUGUAACCUUAAAAAAGUUUGGAGAAGAAAUAAGGGUGAUAGAAGCUGGACUGGGGCUAUUUAGCCACCAUCGACAACAAAUGCAUACACAUGAUGAUACUCGAUAUGCAAGGUACAAUGGUCCAGUUGAUCAAAGUAAGGCCCAAGAAAAGCCACCCUCGAAAAAUCUACUGGAAAAAUCUGGUUUGUUUUGUUUAUACUUCGUAGGCCGUAUUUCAUAAAUAGAGUUUGAAAUAUUUUUUUAAAAUAAUGCUGUUGUUGGUAUCAAUUUAUUUUUUCUUUUAAAAGUUACUUGUCCUAAUUAUUACUAUUUUUUAACUGUCUCCAAUGUAAUAAGUCAUUUACUACUAAGUAUUGUUUUAUUCUUUAUCUUCUAAAUUGACUAACAUAUUAAAUUAGUUCUACUGUUUCAUUUAGCGAAAGAAACGAAAAGCCAAUGCAUUGAAGAAAUAAAGAAAGCCAAAAGCAAGAAGUCUGUAACAUAUGAAGACAAUCAACAAUCUAAACUCAUAGGAAUGGACCUAAAUUGCAACAUUCCAGAAUUUGUUCAAGAAAAUAUUAAACAGGUAGGUCUUGUCAGAGAAAGAAAAUUAAAAUAUAGUUUCCUUUUUUUUCCCCUCCCCAAUAGUAUAAGAUGAAGCUAUGAACUCAAGGCUGUGGUCUGUGGAACAACUAACUUUAUUCUAAAUUCUUUUUAUACCCUUGCAUCACAUGACUAUCCACUCCAGUUAUUCAACCAAUAUUAACACAUUUAAGUUUAAACAUUCAUGAAAACAACUGACCACAUCCAGUCCAGCAGCAUGAUAACAACAAAGGACAAUCAUGUCACCAAGUUAAGGCAAUACACACCACAACAAUACUGGUCAGUCAAACAGUUACUCAUACCGUCACAGAUUUAGUUUAGGAUAAUAUUUUAAGAUGCAAAAAAAGUAACCAAUAGUAACAUAUUUACCUGUAAAUUUGAAAGUAAUAUGAUGUUUUUAACUUGCCUCAUGAAUUUUAUGAAAUUAUUUCUAAAAACAGGUCAUGGAUAAAAGACCAAAGGGUAAUUUGUGAAAGUCGUGUACCCUUUGAAUACAAGGUACUAUUUAAAUAAUGACGAAUUUAAUGAAUUUAUUUCUAAAAACAGAUCAUGGCUAAAAGACCAAAGGGAAUUUGUGCAAGUCGUCUACCCUUUGAAUACAAGGUACUUUUUAAAUAAUGAAUUUUUUUUAUCUAAAAACGAGUAUUAAUGAUGAAUCAAGUAAACAAAUUUUAGUCACUCACACAUAAAUCAUUUUUCAAAAAAAUUAAGAAGAUAAAUUAUCAAUAAGUGUUAAUGUUUAUACUUUUCUAUGGUUUUAGUUUAUUUACCAUCAGUUCUCAUAUUUUAGCAUAUUGACCUCUAUGGAUUAUUAAAAACUAGCAUUAAGUGUGAUAAAAUAUACUUAAAAUUCCAUUUUUAAUUUUUUUUUUUCUUAAAGUUAAUAUUUCUUCAGUGGUAGUCACAUCUAUUUUUUAUAACCUGGAAUAUAUGAGACUUUACAGAUGGCUUCGUUUACACUUUGGAUUAACCCUUUUUGAAUGAACACAAUGCUUCACUUGUAUUAAAUAAUACACCAAACGUCACAUGUUGAUCUCAAUAUAUGUUUGUUAUUCCCUUGGUUUUGUACAUUAAUGGAUCAACAGUGGCACUACAGCCCAUACAGGGCUCUCCUCCUCAAUAUUGUCAAUCCAUCUCAUUCGUUGUCGACCAAUGUGAUCUGUGCCCCUUGGCUUCUGGUAAUGCACUACCAUAGUUCCUCUGUUGUCUGUGUUUCACCCCACCCUAUCUUCCUUUUUUUUAUAUUCAAAUACUAUGGUUAGAGUAUCAUAAAAUUGAUGUAGUUAUUGGUUGGUGGUCCUUUGCCUAUCAUCCUUGUUAAACAUAUUGUUCUCAGAACUUUCCCUUCCCGGUCAUUAAGGUGUUUUUCAGCUACGGUCCAUGUCAGACUUUAAUAUGUAACCACUGGUCAUAUCAUAAAGGCGUAUAUUAUUUUAUUUAUAUUUUGUUAGAAGGUUUGACUCUUAAUAUUUUUGAAAGCAAAAUUAUGUAAAAUAGUGUGCUGCUAUCCUCAUCUAAAUGUUCGUAAUUGGUUUAUUUUGGGACUGAGCUGGACACUGACCCGGAUACUGAAUAUUAGCACACCCAGCUCAUGGAUAUGAUUUUUAUUAUUUGUUGAGUUUUUUUUUUUUGUCAUUUAUUUUGUUUUUUCCUGCUAAACUUAAAAGCUGGCAGCUUCCAGGCAAGACUAACCAUGUGUGUCAUUUAAUAUUGAAAAAUCGAGGGGUUGACUUACAGAGCUGCUUCUACAGAAUCAUCCACCCUUCUUAGCCAUUAUAUCUGCUUCUACACCUGAUCAAAAUUAACGCCUUGUUAUCUACAAAAAGAGUGCUUCUCCUUCUCAACACCUUUUUCCCACUGUCAAGGUAUAAUUAUGGUUGUGUGUUGCUAUAAAUUGGCCGAACUAUGAUGCCUUCGUGAUCACAGCUGGUUCUGUACAUUUGAAUUCUCCCCAUCGGGUGGCAAAUAUAGAAAAUGAGAAGAUAACUCUUUUUAAUAACUCCCUGACUUGGACCCACAGUGAAUUGUCACGAAAUACCCAGUCUGGGUGUAAAUAACUGCAUGGCUCCGCCCUAAGUUAUUUUUUUCACUAAUGCUGUAGCCAGAGGUUCCCAAACUUUUUUAAAUUCUCGGCAUCCUUGCUUAAUCCUGGUUUUUCUCUAGGAGCAUUAUAUCAAUUUCUAACAAGGUCACAGAAAUAUAGAUAAUAGUUUAUUAUUACAUGGUUAGGUAAAGGUCUAUAAAAUAUGUAUUCAAGAUCACACAAUAAAAGGUAAUGAAAUAGUCAUUUUAUUGUAAUUAGUAGGGGGGUCUAGUCUGUUCAACCCACAUCUUCUAAAAUCUUGUAAUUACACAGGACACCGCCUAACCCCUAGCCAAAUAAAUUGUAUAUUGUGUGGGGGAAGUGAGGUCCAAUCACAGUGAAUUGAAAAUAUUAAGCUAGCCACAAGUGCACACUGUCAACUUCAGACAUUUAUAGCAAUUUUUUCGCACACAAAAACCAGCCAUCCUGUGUCGUAUAUCAUGUGCCGCUGGCUGUACCAUCAGAAAAUGACUUCCCCAUUAAAAAAAUUAAAUUUUAUUGCCAGGAAACUUUUCACUGUGAGUUCCCAUAUAAGACCUACGGCUACAGCAGUGUCAUGGAGUUUGUGUCAGAUCUACCUCAUAUCAUUAAAUGUGAAAGGCCCCAUCCACAAGGAGAUUGGCAACUUUAUGCUAGGAAUGGAAGUCACCCUCAAAUUGGUAAGUAGAAAAGCAAACCUGUUUACGCUUACGAUUUUGGCAUACAAUGUACGGUUUGGAGUUUAUUUUUUUGCUAUUAACUGGUUAACUGCCAUGAGUGGCUCGGCGUUUCUUUCGUUAUGGCCACGAGUCGCUGGUAGCGCCAAUGUUAGUAUCGUAAUAAAUCGAGUCAAAUAUUAAUAUUAUUGUUCCUGUUUCGCUUCGAGAUUUUAAUUUACCAACCGGAUUUUUAUAUUUGAAACUCAUGCUAUCGGCAGAAUGUUUUGAAAAACAAAAUGUUAAUCAGUUUUUAUUUAAUUUCCUCGCUAGUUACAAAAUUGUACAUGUUUACCGAGGCAACAAGUGACAGGGUUACUAAAGGCAUAUAAGUGAUUGGAAGUGUAAAUAUUUUUCAAUUUCUGUGUUCUUUGGUGCAUUUUUCUUAUUAUUGGAUAUACUAUUUGGAAACCACGAAAUAAAUGAAUAGGAAAUUAAAAAUGUAUACAUAAGUUGGGACAUCAAUAUAUUUUUUAUUGUUUUUCUAUUGAAAAUAAUAAUUUAAAAAUUAGUAAUUUCCUAAUAAAACUUAACUUUAAAAAUGUUUAAAGUUUAUAUAUAUAUAUAAGAAUGAGAUAUACUGACAUAACGCUAAAAACCCAAAUAUAUAUUUUGAUACGGAUUCUCAAAAACAAUCAUAGUUAUUUUCUAUUAUAUUACGGAAAUCGAAUAAAUAUACAUGCGCAAAAAAAUAUACUUCCAUUUUUAUUUUAGCAAAAAUUUGAGUGUUAUUAUAAUAAAUUACAAAUAUAUUUAAAGUAACAACUAAUGAAUUAUUGUAAGCAUUUUAUCGGAAUGUAAAUGUUAUGAGAAAAAAUAUUCAUCAAAAUAUUUUGAUCUAAAAAUUGCAUCUUAAUCACACUUAUCGGGAAAACCCAAACAUCUGUUAUUCUUAGUGCGUAUUUUAGUGCUUUGCUAAUAUUACUAAAUGAAAAUACAAUUUAUUUGAUUUAAAUAAUUGCACAAAUUAGACACUGGGUGAUUGCCUUUUUUAACCACAGCUCUAAGUUGUUGUUUUUUAAUUUUAUAACCUUGUGUGACUAAACUGAAAAUGUAUUUUCCAUUUCUUAAAAUUAAUACAUAUAAUAAAUUGCUUUUUAAAUUUCUAAAAUUUUCUAAAAUUAAAUACAACUUUAGCUUUGUAUUUUAAAAAUUUUAUAAGUUUUUACUUUUAUUCUUUCAAAAAAUAUACUUUUAUGAAAUUUAUAUAGUAGUGAAAAACUUAUCCUUUAAAUAUACUUUUAAUACGCAAAUGCUGUUUAAUGCAAUCAGUGCAGCGAAACUACAUUGCACUUAUCACUCAUCCAAAUAUGAACAAAGCAUGUGAAAUGCAAAAAAAAAUUGUUUUAGCGUAGGGAAAGGGGUUAAAAUCCCGUUGAUGAUUUUAUUAAUUUCUUUAAAACUCUUGGGGGGGGGGGCAAUUCGAUAGUUUCAUUUGCCCAAGGCAGCACAAGAUACGCCUCAGAAUGAAUUUGACAAAUAAUUAACCUUCUUAUGUACAUAUUUAUGGGUUAGGAAAUAGGGUGUGUACAAUUUUACGUGGAUGACAAUUUCUUUAAAUCCAAUGAUGUUACAUUUGGGUAAAAUAGUAAUGCUAUAUUCUCAUUUCACUAAUUAAGAAAAUCAAUGACGUUAAGGGAGGAAGGGAUGGAUGGAUGGUAGACGGAAUGCUUCCUUGAAUAGUUGCGCAAAUGGUAUCUUUUAUUCGGUAAACUAUGUUUACACAUAUAUAAAAUUAAUGUAUGUAUAUAUAUCCCGCUUGCGCUCCUAUAUCAUUUAUCCAAUUGCGAUAAAACUUUUAUGACUUGUGCAAAUGCCAAUACAUUUUUUUGAAUUAUUACACACAUUUUACAAUAUUCUUUUUUGGGCCCAAGGCCCUAAAUUCUUUUUUUUUUCCUGUCAUACUGUCAUGAGCUAAAUAUAAUUUCCGAAUGUUUUCCUAUACCAUUCAUCCGAUUGCGAUAAGAUUGGGCUAUCCGAGCUAUACACCUAUAAUUUCAAACAGCGCUAUUGCAUGGGCGGAUGGAAUUGAAUAAAAUACAAGCAACAUUUCAGUUUGUGUGACAUAAUAAUUAAUUAAAAUAAUUCUAAAUUAGUACAACCCUUUUACAAUAUGGUGUUUGGGGCCCGGGGCUUAAUUUUUAAAAAAAAAAAAUUUGUGAGCUAUAUAAAUUAUAUAAUUUCCAACAGAGCUGCUGCAUGGGUUGAUCAAUGGCUAAUUUUGAAAAUCCAUGCUUCUCACGUGGAUAGCUGUAUAUGGCCUUUUCAGGCGUAGAAAAACCUUCUAAUUUAUUUGUGUACGCACAAGAUGGAAAAAAACAAAAAAAUUAUUUUCUAUUUAAAAAUUACUUCAAAAACGUAAUUAAAACACAAAAACUUUUUUGAGUGGCAUUGCAAUGCAUGCUGGGUUCUCGCUAGUUAUAGAUAAUUCAAUUACCUACAAAAUGGUUUAUUAAUCAUUAGAAUAUGUUUAUAAUUAAGAAAACUGCAGCUGAGAUUGUACAUACACUUAAAAUUAUAAAAUGUGACCUAGAUUUAAUCUGGUAUUUAAUCAGUUAAGCUAAUGUAUUGAAUGCUUUUGUGAUGAGAUUGGAUGAUUUUAGUAUUUUUAGGGUAAACAGGUCUGGAAAAGGCUUUUAAAUGCUGAAAUGAGUUUCAAUUGUUUAGAAAUUGACUUAUGCGUGUAAAAUAAAAAAUGUUGUGUCUCUUCAACUUUGGAAAAGUAUACUUGACUUUUGCCAGGAAGAGAAGUUUUGUACAAUUGAAAAUUUAAAAAUUUAUUUCACAAACACUCUACCUUCAGAAGAGAAAGCAUCAAAAUGUCAGCGUAAUCAAGAAAUCUCCAUGGGCAAAUCCUCUCAUGUUAAAGAAAACUCGUAUGUUCAAGAAACCUCGUAUGUUCAAGAAAGCUUGUGUAGCAAGCCCCAUCAUGUUGAUGUUGAGAAGAAUAUGAAGGAAGCUAUUGCUCAAGUCCUUUGUAUGCAUCCAGAUGGCAUUCCUUUAAAUAAAUUCCAGGAAACCUUUGAGG